CCAUUCCACUAGAUCAAGCCAUCAGAAAUAGUAUCCAACCUAGGAAUCAUGAACAAACUCCCAGUUGAACUGGCGUUGAUGGUCGGGGAGUCUCUCAGAAAGCAAGAGGACGUACUCUCGCUGAUGAAAACAAGCCACCGCUUCCAUAGCCUCCUUGAGCCCACCCUCUUCUCCCACCCGAUCAGUAUCCGUACAUUCGCAGCUCGACACCUCCCCCUAGUCAAAAGCCUCUGGCUGUGCCCCCAUCUCGCCCGACGCGUCCAAUCCCUCUGGAUCCACGUCGGCCAGCCCCAGGCGAGCUCAGUCCGCUACGCCCCCCUACUCUACCGGGGCCGACUGAACGAAUUCAUCGAAAAGGUGACCACCACGCUGACCACGGCCGACGAAUACCGCAGCCGGGCGACCUGGACCAAAAAGCUGAGAUCUCUCUGCCCCGAAGCCUGGCUCGCCGCCAUGGUGGUGCCGCUCACCAACCUCAAAUACCUGACGUUCGGCGGCGGCGCAGAGAACCCCUAUUUCCUGCAACUCAUGCAGAAGGCCGCGCUGCGCCGCCGUCCGUUCCACGAGGACCCUCCGUUCCGGCGUCUGGAGAAAGUCGUCGCGGUGCGGUAUGACUGCGAUGACGAGAUCGAGUCGCACGCGCUGGCCCCGUUCUUCUAUUUCCCCGCCGUGCGCUCCAUCGCCGGACGCCAGAUCCACGAGUCCCCCAGCGUGGAGUUCGAUACCUCCCUGGUCCGGCAUGCCUCGCGGCCGGUGACCCGCAUCGAGGCCCUCGAGGUCAACGAGUGCCGUGGUCUUUCGCACUGGUUGCACGCGUGCGACAAGCUCGAGUAUGUCCAUGUCGAGGUGUCCGGGGCUUCGGACGAGUAUGUGCCGUUCAAUGGGACGGAGUUCUAUAAUACCCUCUUGCCGUCGAAGCGGACUCUCAAGUAUCUUCAUCUGGAGUAUGACACGUUGUUUCAGGUCGAGUUGAAUAUCGAUCACGACUUGGCACUGGAGGAUAACCUCCCCUUUGGCACUAUGAAGGAGUUCACCGCGCUGGAGGUCCUCUGUGUUCGGCAUGCUCAUCUGCAGGGCUUCGUGGAGGAGAUUGAUGAUGACGACGAGGAGGCGUUGAUCAACAAGCUGCCGAGCUCGUUGAGGAGUCUGAUGAUUUAUGAUGUGGUGGAUCAUUAUUAUCCGGAGCUGUUGGCGGGGCUGCUGUCUGUCGUGGAGAAUACAGAGUCGUUCCCCAAUCUGGAGACUCUCAUCCUCUGUCGCAGGGAUAAGGAUACUUUUAUGGCCAGGGCCGUGAAGCGCGCCUGUGAGAAACGCGGCAUGCAGUUUGAAGUUAGGUUUUUGUAG
Molecule: messenger RNA, 1344 nt
Organism: Aspergillus heteromorphus CBS 117.55
Lineage: Eukaryota; Fungi; Ascomycota; Eurotiomycetes; Eurotiales; Aspergillaceae
Exons: 1
Coding region: 49-1344 (431 amino acids)
Source: RefSeq, a predicted model, not a curated record